CGCGGACGCGCGGACCACGCAGCACGUGUGCAGGAUGCAGCGACGCCUCGUGCUACUGCUGGCGCUGGGCGCCGCGACGCCGGCGCGCGGGGAGGGGGAGGCGUGGUUCGAGUCCCCGCCCGUGCUGCCCGCGGUGGUCGCCAGCUCGGACCACCUGCCCCAGGGGCUGUGCAGGAACCACAGCCGGGAGUUCCUGCGCCAGCUGCGGAACUACACCCUGUGGGCGGUGCAGAUGUUCGACGCGUCCACCAAGGUGCCGGAGGGCGUGGUGGCGGGAGCCACAUACCAGAUGGGCCACUUCGACGAGUGCGUGCGCGCGUCGUGGGGCGAGGUGCGCGGCCAGUACUGCCUGCUGGAGCUGUCCUACCGCCCGCUGCGCCCCCACGGGGGGCAAGCCGCCGACCCCUACCUCAAGGACCUGCCGCCGCAGCUGCACGUCUGGGAGAAGCUCAAGAGGACGCGGGACUACACGAAGGUGGCUCGCGACGAGCUGCACUGGGCUCUGUGCCUGCCGGCGUCGUGCGCUGCAGAGGAUAUCCAGGCCGCGCUGGACCGCGAGCUGCAGGUCGCCGGAGAGAGACUGGGACUGCAGCUGUCCGCCAGGGUGUCGCCGCGACUGUGCUCCGUGGCCGGCCGAGAUCCGCCCUACUCGCCGGGGGAGAUCACCUUCGUGUGCGUCAUUGGUACGCUACUGCUCCUGCUGGUUUCGAGUACUUGGUACGACCUGAAGAACUAUCCUGCCGACGGUUCAAAGGAUUCGCUGGAUAUAGGCGCGGGGGAGGGGUCGCUGCUGAAGAACGCCCUGCUGAGCUUCUCGGCGAGGCGCAGCCUGAAGAGCGUGCUCAACACUCGCGUCAGCCACCCGGCCACCGACGCCAGCAACGGCCCGCGGUUCCUCUUCAUGGUGCUCAUCAUCUUCGGCCACCGGAUGACCAUGUUCGUCGGCCACCCGCUCGACGACGCCUACAUCCUCGACCGCAUAUUCCUGACAGUGAGCAACGGCUUCAUAUUGAACGGCACUCUGCUGGUGGACUCGUACCUGGUCAUCAGCGGCUUGCUGCUGUCUUACCACCUGCUGAUAGAGCUGGACGGCCACAAGGGUACCAACCUGGCUCUGGCGCUGCUCAUUCGCUACGUCAGGUUGACGCCGGUGUACAUGCUGAUCGUGUUCUUCCACGCCACCGUGUUCCACCGCAUGGGGUCGGGGCCCUUCUGGGAGGAGGUGGUCGGCACGGACAGGGACCGCUGCCGGGAGAACUGGUGGACCAACCUGCUGCACGUCAACAACUACGUCCACACGGAGGGAAUGUGCAUGUUCCAGUCGUGGUACCUGUCGUGCGACUUCCAGCUGUGCGCCGUGGCGCUGGUACUGGUGUACUCUCUGUGGCGCUGGCCCUGGCUGGGCUACUCUGCGCUGGCGCUCCUCUGCGCCGCCUCCGCCGUCGUGCCCUUCCUCGCCGUGCUGCUGACCCGCGCCGACCCCUUCCUCGUGCCCAUAGCGCAACAUGUACGUGAUCCUGUGGACAGCUGGUACUUCCGGAACAUCUACAUCAAGACCCACAACAGAGCGGCUCCUUACUUCAUCGGUGUCAUCGUCGGCCUCAUCAUGUUCAAAAUGAGGUCCUCCAAGUUCAAGCUUGGAAAGGUGACGUCGCACGCGCUGUUCGCGCUGCUGGUGUGGACUCUGGGCACGGCCACCAUGCUCGCCGCCUUCGUGUUCUUCGACCCGGCGCGGCCCUACAGCGCCGUCGAGGCGGCGCUCUACGCGUCGCUGCACCGCGUGGGCUUCGGCGCCGCCAUCGCCAGCUACUUCCUGCUCAUCGCCUUCGGCCAGUGCGGCGUCUACCAGAGGGUGUUCUCGUGGAAGCCCUUCACGGUGCUGAGCCGGCUGACGUACGGCGCCUACCUGGUGCACACGCUGGCGCAGCUGUACGACCACGGGUCCCUGAGGGCGCCGCGGCCGACUGCCUUCUUCUCAGUCGCGUGGAUGACUAUGUCGGACUGCACUUUCGCGUUCGUCACAGCCUUCUUCCUUCUGAUCCUGGUGGAGGCGCCGUUCCGGGCCAUGGAGAAGGUGGUGUUUGGAAGAAAGUGAAGCCCCGAACCUAGCGUCUCUCUCUACUCUCCAAUGAAAGUGAAUCCCCGAACCUAGCGUCUCUCUCUACUCUCCCAUGGAAGUGAAUCCCUGGACCUAGCGUCUCUCUCUCUACUCUCCCAUGGAAGUGAAUCCCCGAACCUAGCGUCACUCUCUACUCUCCCAUGGAAGUGAAGCCCCGAACCUGGCGUCUCACUCUACUCUCCUAUGGAAGUGAAUCCCCGAACCUAGCGUCUUUCUCUCUCUCUACUCUCCCAUGAAAGUGAAUCCCCGAACCUAGCGUCUCUCUCUACUCUCCCAUGGAAGUGAAGCCCCGAACCUAGUGUCUCUCUCUACUCUCCCAUGGAAGUGAAUCCCCGAACCUAGCAUCUCUCUACUCUCCCAUGGAAGUGAAUCCCCGAACCUAGCGUCUCUCUCUACUCUCCCCUGGGAGUGAGCAAGCAGCUUGCAGGGGUCAUAUCUGCUUGAGGUGUACUCCACACGCGCACUAGACGGAGACAGAAAACCAUAACAAACCGUCAUAUGAACAGGUUCCGCAUCUUAACGGCUAGACUGAAAUAAAAAUAAUAAGCCGUAUCUGCAUCACAAGAAACUCAGCUAAGCGUCUAUAAAAGAGGGAUUUUUAAUUUUUUUUCUCACAAAGUAAAUGAUUAACACACCUGGAGAUCAAAAAUCAUUGAGUUAAAAAAUCCAAACGAAACUAUGAUUAUAAAAGUAUUCAAUAAUUCUCUCGCCAUUUCCAGUUCAAGAUAUUUUGUCAUAGUGUUUGAUAUUAAAUACAAACAAGUGGAUUGUAACAUUUUAUAAUUUUUUCAUAACGAAAUAAUGAAUACCUAUAAAGUUUUAUAAACAGAUGUUUUUCUAUACUAAAUUUAACUUACUUUAAAUAAAUAUUAAUAUGUAUAUAUCUUUAUAAUAACGUUUCCCUUUAUCGAAUGAUUAUUACAGUCUGUAAGUUUCUCCUAUAUGUUCUGAAUGUAUGCCUUACAGGACAUAUACAAUGACUUAAAAAUCUUAGUAAAUAGAUUAGCGCUUGACAUUGCUUUCAUAACGGAGUCAUAAGAGAAUACAAUAAUCUUUAAUUUUUAAUAGAUUGUCUUCAAUUUUUUUUUGUCACGGGUUGUUAAUCGCGUAUUUUGAGUUUCCUGUUUCAUGAAUAAUUAGUUACACAAACUUUAAUUAUUCUUAUUUCGUUGUGUUUAUUUAUGGAAUGCUUAAAAUAGUUAUAAAUUGUGUUAACUAUCUACCUCAGAUAUGAUUCAACAUAAUAAAUUUGAUUUUGAUUUUGAUUUAAAAUAGUUUGUUUUAAUAUUAAUUCACAUGGUGACGCUUAUUUUGACUUCCCGCAUCAUAUACCUGCAUGGUUUUUGAUCUCAGAGUUUUUUUCCUGUAUUGGAAAAUUGUUAUACUAUAUAGUACAUAGCCUUCAGAUCAUGUGCAAAUCACAAAAAAAAAAAAGUUUUGCAUUUAUGACUGGAUUAAGAAGUAAAAACUUUCACUUGUCUUUCUUGGCAGUUAAAUUAUAGUCUAAAAGUGAGAAUGAUUUCAACAUACAUCUCCUAGAAGCUACUGUGAACAAUUCACUGCCUUAGAUGAAGAGAAAAAAAGUAUAAUUAACUGUAAGGCUGUGAGAAAAUAGAUGAUUCUAACUUUUCUAGGAAAGAUUUUUACUUAUUUUUUCCAAUAAAAUUUUUUAAAACAA
Molecule: messenger RNA, 3797 nt
Organism: Bacillus rossius redtenbacheri
Lineage: Eukaryota; Metazoa; Arthropoda; Insecta; Phasmatodea; Bacillidae
Product: nose resistant to fluoxetine protein 6-like
Exons: 12
Coding region: 35-2095 (686 amino acids)
Molecular function (GO): acyltransferase activity, transferring groups other than amino-acyl groups
Source: RefSeq, a predicted model, not a curated record